AUGGCGUCCUUCAAUUCCGACUAUAAGCUCUCUGAUGUUCAACUCUGCGAGGGAAACGCAUGCAACAGGUGGUGGUUGAAGGCUCUUUUCAGUGUACCUGGUAGUCGAUCCUCCCAAAGGUGCCCGCACUGUCGCGGUGCUCCCACAGAGCCGACCAAGUACUGGCAUGGCGGCCGCAGUGGCCCCAAAGCUCCUAGUUACGACUACCCAGGAUACCUGUCGCCACAGUCAGUCAAAAGACCGGAUCAAUCGGGCGCCAAAAGAUCGACACCGAUUGACACAACUAUGGCGACCCAGAGCGCGAACAAGAAGCACAAGCUGCAGCAACCAACCCCGACCACGCCUACUGGCAAAGUAGAGUUCCCGAGGUCAGAUCGCAAAGACAGCUUGCAAUCGCCCGCAACCCCAAAGCCUGACCCGGCGCUGCAGACUCUACUCUCCAAGACCAGUAAUCUGUACGAAGCGUGGAAGAACUGUGAUGGUCGCACAGAAACCCACUUGCAGUCAGAACUGGCAGCAGUCGAAGUCAAUGUCCAGAAGAUGACCACCUCUCCUCCGAAGAUCGAGCGCAAAGUCAAGGAAAGCCAAAGCCAGCUGUCUGUCGCUCAGGAAACCUUGGAAAGAAUGGAAACCAUGUGGACCGAGAUCAACGAAUCCGCCAGAAAAGCAGGCCUAGAUGAAGAGAAGCACAGGGUGAACAAGGAACAGUGGCUCCAAGGAGCUCAAAAGCAUGUUCAGCUCGCCUUUGAAGAUAACAACCGCAAAAGCAGAGAGUACCAGAAAGGAAUGGAGGACCUGGCACAAGCAAAGCAACUCAUCGUCGAUAUGAAGCAGAAGAUCGUCGAUAUCGAGGAGGAGAGGAAGCGCCUCAAGGCCUUCGGAGAGUUCUUCUGCGUGGACUUGCCUUCCAAGAACAGUGCCUGA
Molecule: messenger RNA, 924 nt
Organism: Aureobasidium pullulans EXF-150
Lineage: Eukaryota; Fungi; Ascomycota; Dothideomycetes; Dothideales; Saccotheciaceae
Exons: 2
Coding region: 1-924 (307 amino acids)
Source: RefSeq, a predicted model, not a curated record